UUUGCCCUGGGGCGCUUCGGUGCAUAGCCGUGCGGCGCGCACAACUGGGUUCUGCUGUUGCUGUUGCUGCUCUACUUGGUUAUGCCGUCUGCCCUGCCUCGGCGGCGCUCAACAGACGACGCUGGACUGGUAUGCAACGCGCACUCCCUCAGCCCGUCUGCGCUGGUUUUCCCAGCGUAAAGCCUACGACCCAAGACACCCGUCUGCGAAAACGCCCAUGUUGAGAGGAGACAAAUCAACCUUUCCCAUGCUUCUUGUCUCCCUGUCGCAAGCUUCUCUCGGGAACACGCCGUGGCCAGAUUCAGGUCUGUGGCAGGAGGACCGCCGCUGCAACCCCUGUCCCCUUGCAUGAUGGAAGCCGCUCGGAUGCCACAAAAUAUUGCUUCGGCUCUACACUAACAGCGACUGUUGCGGCUACGGUGGUGGGAACAGCCCGGUACUGUAGGUCACCGCUCAAAGUGUAGCCGAAGCGUCCGUGCAUCUAGUCAGCUUUGUUCAAACACGUUAAAAGAUCACGUUGCGUGAAGCUUGGACUGGUUCUGCUGUACCGGCAGUGUGCGCUCACCCGCAAAUCCCUCUGCUAGGAGCGCGGGCAUAUCGUGGCGUCUUGCACUAGGCCUGCAGGGUUCACUUUGGUGCGGCAGUGGUUCGCACGUAGCAUAACGCAGGGUCAACCAACGUUGGGCCCGGCGCGCACCUUGCACGUUAUCAGAGUCGCGCCGCUGCGGGGAGAGACCUCUGCACAAAACACAUUGCUUGGACCUCGUCUCAACCAGCUGCAUACUGCAGGUACUGUACACUAGUGCUCUCCUUAUGCCAGAAGGCGGAGUUGUGCAUAAUACAAUAAAAAUAAAAAUAAGCCCAUGACUUGUUAUCCUAGAAGGCCUCGUCAUACGGCUCGGUUAGAGGGACGAUGCAUGUUUCCAGCAUUCACCCAUUGCCGACAAACAACAAGAAGCUCGAUACGGGUUUGUCUCUGGCUAUGGUGGAAAAAAAACAAAGUGUGAUAGAUCAGGUCUAGUUUGCGCACUUUGCCAUGGAAUCGGGUAUAGACACUGUGGCGGCACCAGAGGAGUGAAACAGGAUCCCAGGUGCUGGUUGGAUUCCAUCGGAUCGGGGCAAGAGACGACUUCUGGUCUGCUUCCCUUGAUUGCCCCGAUCGAGCGGACGGGCGGGCUGAAGUGGUGCCCUUGGUAGAGAGACAUUGUUUUCCUUUCGUCGCGCGUCUGCCACUGCAAUGUUGGUGGCGUGAUGGGAAGUACCGGCGAUGCGGUUUCGAUGCCGCUGCCCACAACGCGACAAUUUUUUGGAGCAAAAGUAGUUGCCUUGACAAAAGAAGGUAUUCCCGGGAUGCAUCAUACGAGGCCAAGAAUAACAACGAGUCGACUGGGGGCAUAAUGGCAUUCAUUAGCCAAGCCCUACCGGCAUUGCUGCGGUGAUGAUGACGGGCUGUCCGCCUUAUGCAUAUUUUGACAUUUUUUGUUACUGUUGGCAAGCAAGGGGUACCCUGGCUUUGUUUUUGACGUAUUUGGAAGUGUGGAAGACCAAAUUUGCUUUGCCCAGGUCAUCUGAUGAUGAGACGCAUACCAAUGAGGCGGACCUUUGCCGACGGCCAAACGCCGGGUUGCUUGCGCUGAGUUGUCACAUCAUGGGAAAAAUGAUAUAGAAAUGGAUGAUUAACGUGACAAGUUACAAGAUAAACAAAGCAAAUAAUAUGAAAAUGCUAAAUUGAAAAGUGUGGGUGCAGAAUUGGCAGUUGGCAGCUGGCAAGUCGAUGUUCAGGGUAGCGUUCACGUCGAGUUCUGGGUCCAUUGUUCUUUUGUAUGAAGCUGUCAACGGCCAUUGGUAUGGAAAAUACAGGGCAAAAUUAUGGACGGCAUAGCCACGGUAGACUCAAUUAAGCUAAUUUCUUAAACAAACAGAAUAACUACAUAAAUUAGUGUGUUAAUUUCAUAUGCUCUGAAAGGUUCACACUAUCCUAUGCUCCUUGUGUAGUAGUUAUAUCCCUGGUUAAUAAUAAUUUAAGUUAAGCUGGGGAGUCUGUUCAGCGAUGCUAUUGGCCGCGUCCAUGUGAGCACCGUUCUGAUUGGGUGCGUGGCAGCCUAUGCAGCAACGUGGGUGUUGUAGCGUGUCUGCUUGGCCUCUGCAGCGUAGGGCAGUCUGGAACUGCUGUGGCUGUUCUUGGCGGAAACGAAUUAAAAAGAAGCUAUAUUACGGUUCGGGGUUUUAAAAAAAAUUUACCAAAAUAUUCUACCCUCUGCCUUAUCUAUCCGUUCAACUUGCCAUUAUUUUUUAGGUUCCCAAAGUGUAACCGUUAUGCAGACAAAGAAAGAGGCGCCGUCAUAGCCGUAAAGUUUAAAAGUGAGCGCCGCCACCUCAAUGGCGUGGCCGCGUAGACGUCAUGGCUUGUUCAACCAAGGUUUUUUUUGCCGCCAGCGUCAUUGGGCACUGUCGUCAUUGUGAUACAGUGCACGCAGCACCGCUUUUCCAGGGCACUCAGUUGCUGUGAGCGAACCGAGAGGCCCAACGUUCGGACCCGGACACUGUAACACUCCCGCUUUGGCAGAAAUAGAUGGUGGAUCUACAGUAGCCCGUUUCAGGCUGGAAAAAAUCCCAAGAAAUUUAAUGGAUAAAAGAGAAGAAGCCUGUUCAGUAGGCCUUUUUAUUGGUGUAUUUUGAGACGUCCAUUACUAAAAGAAACGCAACCAACUCACAGGAGAGCUCAAGCGCUGCCGGCGUCUAGCACAUGCUGCUUGUUGCACGGCCACCGUAUUACAGCAUCUACCCCAACAACAGUCUUUGCUAUUUUUAAUUCUCAGAGAAAUAUUUCCAACAAAAAAACUCCAACAAAUAGCACCUACGGAAUACACACUCGAUAUUCCCCAGUAAUUUCCCACUCCUACUAAGCCUCUCCUCUUGCGCAACCACCCUCGGCUGUGUUUGCUCUUUCUGUCCCUGGUUCCCCGCCUCAGAAGCCCCCCGCCUUGGUCGUCAGGUCACCGCCACGCCAACAUUUUGAUCUUCUUGUCCCGCAGCGCUUCAACUCUUGGUCUUCUUCUUGGUCGUUUCCAUCGGGCUGUUACGUGUUUUGCUCUUUUCUUGCACCAAUACAAGAUCACGAUUAUCCGCUUAAGCUUUAAUAGGCUAGGAUAAUCUACGACUCUGACCACAAGCUUGUUCAGUCGCUAUUCCCCCUCUCUGUAACCCAAUCCUCGAACAAACCCCUUCUCGCAGCGUCAUUGACGCCGCAUCUCACCAUGUCGGAAGCAGGUGAUAGUAUCAGCGCGCACAAACGGUCAAAAUCGGCAGCUGCGCUCUCUAUGCUUCGAAGAAAAGAUACCCGCGAAGACGAAUCCGGAUCCGAAGACGGUCGACGAAUCACCCCUAACAUGUCCUCCACCCCUAGCCGUGGCCACAGCUCCAAGCUGUCCACCGCCUCGGCCAACCUUACCCGCACGCCCUCCAAGCUUGGAAGCGAUAAGGGAGCUUCUAUUGAGCAAUCGGUGCGCAAAUUCCGCGUCGUUGAAGCUCUGAGAAGCGGCGAUACGGCCGCCAUCUCCAAAGCCAUCAAGGAGACGUGCGAGGGUAGCCCAGGCGCUAGCACCACCUCGCUAUCCAACGGCUCUGGUGCGCUGGAUGACACCACCCUGCUGCAUUUGGCUAUCCAAUGCGCCGAGUUCCCAGUCAUUGAAUAUGUCUUGUCGAAUGGCAACGGCCACUUGGACGUCAAUGCCCGUGACAAGGACGGCAACACACCGUUGCACAUUGCCGCCGCCCAAGGCCGCACACCAGCGGUCAAGCUUUUGCUCGAGCAAAACGACAUCAACGACGCCAUUGUCAACUCACAGGGCAAGUUCCCCAUUGACCUGGGCAAGCUUCCCCAAUCCAUCACCCACGACGAUGCCAUCAAGGCCAUGCUUAAGAAGUCGCCAGCUGCUGUCGCUGCCCAGAGGGGCAUUCAGGAAAAGGCAGUUCUCGGCCAUGUUUCGUCUCAGGGCGGCGUUGCCGGGUCCGGCAAUGACCCUGUUGCUGGUAAAGAAGCCCGUGAGAUGAAGGGUUAUCUGAAGAAAUGGACAAACUAUAGAAAGGGUUACCAGCUACGAUUCUUCGUCUUGGAAGAUGGUGUUCUUAGCUACUACAAGCACCAGGACGAUGCUGGCUCAGCCUGCCGAGGCGCCAUCAACAUGCGAAUUGCCAAGCUUCACAUGAGCGUUGACGAAAAGACAAAGUUUGAAAUCAUUGGCAAGUCAUCUGUCAAGUACACGCUCAAGGCGAACCACGAAGUGGAAGCCAAGCGCUGGUUCUGGUCGCUUAACAACUCGAUCCAGUGGACCAAGGAUCAGGCUAGAGAAGAAGAGAAGCAAACCGCUAGAAGUGCCGAGUUGCUGCGCCAGGUCAAGGACCACACUGCGGCCUUGUCACUUCAGGAUUCCCACAGCGACGCCGGCAGCACCUCUGAUGCCUUCCGCAGGGCCUCCAACGGCCGAUCUGGUUCCAUUUCUAAGGUUCCCACCCACAGAUCUGACGUGGUUCCUGCAAGCACCAUUGGAAGCAACGAUGAUGAUGAUCAUCCCGAUAUUGGUACUGAUGGAGAAGCCUCCCGACAGCACGAACACGCUGUUAUCCCUGGAGACCACGAUGACGACGAUGACUAUGGCGACGACGCCAGCACACGUGAGCAGCCUGGUGCGACCAAGGAUGCGUUCAACAUUACUGCCCAGUCAGCCAAGUUACAGCUCGAAACCAUGUCUACUGUCCACAGCGCCCUACUCCACGAGCUUACCCAGCGACCCGCAACGCCGUUGUCUGAUCCCAAGAUUUCUCAGGCCCUCUCUACAUACGACGCCGGUAUUCGCAGCCUGAGCGGUUUGGUUGGCGAUUUGCUCAAGAUCUCCAAGGAUCGUGAUGCAUUCUGGAAAAGUAGGCUACAGCGCGAGAUUGGUAUGCGUCGCAUGUGGGAAGAGAGCAUGGCGCAGGUUGCGCACGAACAAGAGGCACUGGAGGCUCGUGUAGGCGCAGCUGAAAAGAAGCACAAGCUGACCAGGAAGGCACUCAAGGAGGUCAUGGAGGGCAACAUGUCUGCGAGUGCAACACCUAUUGAGAAGUCACAGACCGAAUUCGAUCUCGGCCCUGCGUCUCCUGGCAAGCUCGGACGAACAUCGACUGCUUUAGAGCAGGUUGUUGAUCUUUCCGACUGUGACUCUGAAGAUGAGGAAGAAUUUUUCGAUGCUGUGGACGCAGGCGAAGUCGAGGUUGUUGAACUGUCUUCUCCCAAGAGCCCCACGACUCCCUCUCAACCCGUCAUCACGGGCGGACUUGAUAUCAGCGAGUCGUUUAGCGGUUACGAGAAUGGCAUCCGUCAUCGCCUUAAGCUCGACAAUGACAACCGUCCCAAGGUUGGACUUUGGGGUAUUUUGAAAUCGAUGAUUGGCAAGGACAUGACGAGAAUGACGCUUCCCGUUUCCUUUAACGAACCUACUUCACUGCUGCACCGCUGCGGUGAAGACAUGGAAUAUGUCGAACUGCUUGACCUUGCUGUUGAGCGAUCUGACUCGAUGGAGCGACUCAUUUAUGCUGCCGCCUUUGCUGCCAGUGAAUACGCCUCUACCAUUGGCCGUGUUGCCAAGCCCUUCAACCCUCUGCUCGGUGAGACGUUUGAAUACGUCCGUCCGGACAAGAACUACCGCUUCUUUAUCGAGCAAGUUAGCCAUCACCCGCCUAUUGGUGCGGCGUGGGCCGAGUCUGCUCACUGGGAGUACUGGGGUGACUCCAAUGUCAAGUCCAAGUUUUACGGCAAGUCCUUUGACUUCAACCCGCUUGGUACAUGGUUCCUCAAGCUGCGCCCUAAGUCUGGAGGCAAGGCAGACCUGUACACUUGGCGCAAGGUAACGUCGUCUGUUAUUGGUAUCAUCACUGGCAGCCCGUCUGUUGACAACUACGGCCCUAUGGAGAUUAAGAACUGGACAACUGGUGAAGUUGCGCUGCUAGACUUUAAGCCGCGCGGCUGGAAGGCAUCAAGCGCCUUUGUGAUUAGCGGCAAGGUUAUGGACGCAUCGGGUGCUGUUCGCUACAGCAUUGGCGGCCGCUGGAACUCGAAGCUCUACGUCCGCUUAACGCCUGGCUAUGAGGCGCAAGUCGAUGCUCCUACCGGAGGCGAUGAUGGCGUCCACACUGGCAGCUUCUCCGAUCCCAACCGCGCAUACUUGAUCUGGCAGGCACACGAGCGCCCAGCAGGCAUUCCCUUCAACCUGACACCGUUUGUGUUGACCUUUAACCACAUUGACGAGAAGCUGCGACCAUGGCUGGCACCUACGGAUUCUCGUCUGCGCCCCGACCAGCGUGCCAUGGAGGACGGCGAGUAUGACUUUGCUGCGACGGAGAAGACGCGCCUUGAACAAAACCAGCGCGCGCGCCGCCGCGAGCGUGAAAACGCAGGUGAAGAGUUCCGACCGGCGUGGUUCAAAAAGGAGCGAUGCGAAGUGACUGGAGAAGAGUUCUGGAAGUUUAACGGAAAGUACUGGGAGCAGCGAGCCAAGAGUGGCCCUGAUGGCGAUCCCAAGGCAUGGGCCGGACUUGAGCCCAUCUUUGAGGAUUUGCCGGAGGGUGUCGCCCCGAUCCCUUGAAUGGGUUGACGUGUGUGGGUGGAAAAGACGGCAUUUUCAUUUUAUUUUUAUACAGCAUGGAAGCGAAUUUUGAUAUACAGCCGAGUAAGAGGCAGAAGAAGAAGGAGGAAAAAGGAAAACAAGAACAGUGUCACCUGUAAAAGAUUGAAGAUGUCUAAGGACGGCUGGCUAGUGUAGUCUAACGGGCUGUACUGUGCCGUGCCGUGCCGUGCCUGGACCUAAAUGUGUCUUAUUUUAUAUUCUAUUCUAUUUUCUAUCUAAGGGUUCUACUGUGUGUCCCGGUGACUUGCGACUGUUCCUGGCCGGUAAUCUCUUAAUAUGGGGUGUGAUAAUAAUGAUGGGUGUCUUGCUGCAGCCACUGUGCCGACUUGUCCAAUCAUUUAUCGCCAAUUAAGCAUAUUAUGCUAAGAACGUCGACGUAAAUAAUAAAUGCGCACCG
Molecule: messenger RNA, 7062 nt
Organism: [Torrubiella] hemipterigena
Lineage: Eukaryota; Fungi; Ascomycota; Sordariomycetes; Hypocreales; Clavicipitaceae
Source: the annotation of a GenBank genome assembly